AUGAAUCGUUAUCCCUCAUCUCAAGUGGCAAGUCCUGAGGAACUAUUGUUUAGAUUGAUACAACGUCAACAAGGUAUUCGUGAAUCUAUUGCUGAAUAUUAUGAAAAGAAAAAUCAAUUGUGCCAUGAAUAUGAUAUUUGUGUGACAGAUCAACAACGUAUUUAUUAUUUGAAGCAAGGAUUAGGGGUGGAGUUAAAACAAUAUGCUGAAUACCACUCAUUCGUGUCAUUAGCACAAUUUAAAAAUGUUAUGGAAAUACAUGAGCGUCACCAGUUACAAACUUAA
Molecule: messenger RNA, 285 nt
Organism: Didymodactylos carnosus
Lineage: Eukaryota; Metazoa; Rotifera; Eurotatoria; Philodinida; Philodinidae
Source: the annotation of a GenBank genome assembly